GCUCAUGUGGCUUCUGCACGUGCUGCACGUGCGCCACGCCGCGGAAGGCUGCUAGCUGACGGCCUGUGCGACGACGUGCACGUAUGCCACACCGCGGAUGGCUGCUGGUCGACGCCCUGUGCGCCGUCGUGCGCGUGUGCGACGCCGCGGACGGCUGCUGUCCGACGCCCUGUGCGCUGCGACCGCGCCCAGCAUUCCCAUGGUCACUGAACCCACCCAUCCUCGACGCCCCGUUGUCAGGCUGCUCAUGUGCGCCAUAUGGAGAUGCCCAACGCUGAGUUGAGUCCAAUUUUCCUCUAGCUCGUGCGUAAGCAAGAGGGGACACCAGACGUGAGACAAUCAUCGGCUGAUCGGGCAGACAGAUAACCAAACCGACCAUGUGCGUUUUAAGUAAGUGGAGGGGCCGAUUAGCAGGAAGGAGGGUGGUGAGUCGCUAGGUAGCUACAGAUGGACGUACGUAUGUGUUUGCGGCGGUUGAUGCGGUGUAGGCGCCAUCUCUUCUCCGUCCCAGGCCGCCUGCCUGCCUGCCUACGUACGUGUCUCGAUCGACGAUGGCUAUUUAAACCACUUGUCUCCACGGCGUCCACGGCACCGAGCAGUCUUGGAGCCGCUCCGGUGGACCACUCCGUUGCCCCGCCGCGCAUUCUUCAGGAUCAGGUGAUUGAGCUUAACUAAUACAAUCGAGUUUGCUUCUCUUUCUUCUGGCUCUGGGACUGGGACUGGGAGCUUCAUCUCCUACCUGCCGCGUUCCCUUCUUUCCUUCUUUUCUUCUCGGCCAUGGCAAUUUGAUUACAUCUGCAGGGCCAGGACGAUGGGCUUCUUGUCGCUGCUUCCAUGCCGAUCGUCCAGGUCCUGCUCGUCGGCGUCAUCGGAGCCUUCCUCGCAUCAGGGUACAGCAACGUUCUCACCGCCAGCGCCCGCAGGGACAUGAACAAGGUUGUUUUCAUUGUCUUCACCCCUGCUCUUAUGUUCGCCAGCCUCGCCAAGACCGUCACCCUCUCCGACGUCAUCUCUUGGUGGUUCAUGCCGGUGAACAUAGCAAUCACAUUCCUAGUGGGUAGCGCCCUUUCUUGGAUAGCGUGCAAGAUCCUGAAACCACCGCCGCAUUUCCAAGACUUGAUCACCGCCUUCUGCUCAACAGGAAAUCUCGGCAACCUGCUGUUGAUCAUCGUCCCGGCUGUCUGCGAUGAAGACGGCAACCCGUUCGGGAACGAUCGGAGCCAGUGCCGCUCGCGAGGGCUCUCCUACUCUUCGCUGUCCAUGGCUCUUGGUGGCCUGUUCAUAUGGACGUACACCUACAGCCUUCUGAACUCGCUGAAUUCUGGUUCUGCAGACUUCUGAAUUCCAGUAUUGUUUCAGUAUGUAAAGAGCAUAGACACUUAUAUCCCCUGGCUUUGCAGACUUCUAAAUUUCAGUAUACUUCAGGCUACUGUUUUUUGCGGGAGAGUCCACUGAAAGGGCAUCAUACCAGGCAACAACAUUUGCACUAAGAGCUACCAAAGGGAUCAACUGUCUACAUACCAUGUAAGCGAUAGUCAUUGCAAAAGCUGCGGAUAUCCAAAUCUCUUUAAAAAUAAAAUCUUGCACCUCUAGAGGCUCUGUUAUCCAGUUGUAGCCGCCUACGUUGUUUAGCCACCCAUUUAUCAUUGCGGGUACCAUUGGCACCAAAUUUCAUUACCUUGAGCACCUUUGCGUUCAGAACAAAGAACUUGGCAAAGUUAGCAUCUGCUCUCUUGCCUUCAUAGGUGUUCAAUACUAUCGCUCUGAGAUGGAGUUCGAGGCAUUCGAUGGGAUCAAGUGUGUUAUAUUCGCACACAUUUUUCAUAUCCUUCCUAAGCCGUGACUGCAAAAGAACAGAAUAGUUAUUUGUGGCCACUUAGGUCGUGAUAAAAGGAGUAAUUUUACUGCGGGUAAAAAAAACAGUGACCUCAUCACUGGCAUAUAAGGAUUAGUUGCAUUUGCAUGAUGAUUGAAUUAACUGGGGAUUAUUGAACAAUGCACCCCCUAACUUCAUUUUUUAACUUGAAAAUCUCCUACGUAUUGUUGAUCAAAUUAAAUUCCAUGUGGCUAGAUUUAACAACAAAGAUUUUCACCUUGAUGUAUAGCUUCGCUAAGCAGGGAAAGCAUCUAAGGAAACCAACAAUCUUAUCUAGAUUGGGGUCGAUAGAUUCUAGAAUCAAGACCUUCACUGCACGUCCCGACGCAGUCAAGCUAGUGGGGAUAGUUUCCUGGAGAAAACCGAUACACACACAUCAAUAGAUUGCGAGUAGAAAAUGCCAAAAUGCAUGCAAGUGUUACCUGCAUAAUUGUUCCAUUCACAGAUUUAUAAUUGUUGAUAGACAGGCAGCCCAACACCAUCAAUUUCGGCGCCGCAAGGACUCUGACUAUCCUCAGGCCACCAUGUACGAUCAAUCUCUCAAGACAAGGUGCAUCCUCAAUGACAAGCUCCUGAAGCAGGGGCUCUUCAACGUUGAAGUAAGAACCAGAGAAAUCAAUAGUCCGUAGAGUGGACGAGAUGAUCCGGACGGAGCUGAGCCCCUGGAUAUUAUCAAGCUGAAGGCUCUCUAGCGCAGAGCAGCCAGCGAGCAGGCAGUGGAGGGUCGCAUCCGGGAUGGCGACACAAGAGAGCUCGAGCUGCUUCAGCCGAGGGAGACGAAGUGCCCGGGUAGCUUUAAUAUCGUGAAAAUCACAGCCGCACAGUCUGACGACGCGCAGUGUAGGCGCGAAACGGAGCACGGACGGCGGCAGCGUCCACCACGGCUUGCCGGCCAAGUAGAAAUCGAGCUCCUCAAGGCCGUGGAGGGCGGGGGAGCGGAACCAGCCGUCCAACCACUACUAAGAAAAUGCCUGCUAGUGGCGCACCAGUUUUGCCUACUAAUGGCGCACUAUUGGUGCGCCACUAGCAUCACGCCAUUAGAAUUAAAUACUAAUGGCGCACCACGCAGUGUGUCAUCCGUGCGCAAUUAGUAUGCCUCCAGGGGCCAUAUUUAUCCAUGUGCCUUGGCAUAUUAAUGGCGCACUGGGGGGUGAUGCGCCAUUAGUGUCCUUUCUGCAGUGCGCCAUUAGUGUGCUGAGUGGUGCGCCAUUAGUAUGAAUAUUAGGGAU
Messenger RNA from Aegilops tauschii subsp. strangulata, 3105 nucleotides. NCBI's taxonomy places the organism in Eukaryota, Viridiplantae, Streptophyta, Magnoliopsida, Poales, Poaceae. The record is from RefSeq and is a predicted model, not a curated record.